AGUGAUAGUCGAAUAGUCCAAACUUUUCCAUGUUGAAAACUUCAUUAAGAUCUUUAACUACAUGAUGCGUCAUUUUGAUGUGAAAUUUUGUAACAUGUAAUACUUUGAAUCGGUAGGAUAAUAGCUUAGUGGGAAAUAACUAUUACUCGCAAUAAAAAACUAUGCCGAAGUGUCAACUGCUCUCAUCAAAUUGGUGACGUUACUAUUUUCAACAAAGCAAAGUGUCUUUUUUGGUUGCGGAAUAUUUUUAACUAAUCUUGUGAAAGGGACUAUUAUCCAUGUUUUAGCACUAAAUUUUAUUCGCGCUUGUGUUUGUCCACUAAUUUUAUGUCCGGAUCAUGUUGGAUACUGUGCAUAGACGCAAACUUAAACAACUCGAAAUAAUUUAUAGCCGUCUCCUCAAAGCUAAAAAAGAAAAAGAAUAAAAAGGAGAGGUAAUAUGCAAUUCCACUUGUCAAAUCCUUUGUAAAGUUUUCAAAGCUUUCUCAACAUCCUACGUUUAAAAGCAUUUUGGAACAUCAUGCACAAAUUCCCUAUUUCACUGGUUUAACUAAUGUAAAAUAGCCACACGACUACAAGAAGACAAGAAAGAAAUCAACAACUAGCCAGUGCCAUAGAUUCUCGAAAUUUCAUGCUGAUAAUCUAGUGAAUAGCCUGAAGUUGUGUUAUCUGCCGUCUCAUGAAUACUUUGGGGAAGCAAAGUUUAGGCAUCGCACCUGUAGAUCAUGAUGAAAUUGGGCAAGAGAGGAAGUACUAAUUACCAUUAUUUUCACUGUAAUCAUCUUCAUCAGUUACGGAGUUGCAGUGAAUAUAGAUCAUAUUCUAGUUCAAAGAGUAAAUGGCCAUGGAUGAUGAAGUACCAGGAGCUGUGGGGACAAGUGCUAGUUUUGCUUUGAGAUUGGGGCAGACCAUCUUCUCUGCUGCUUCUCUUUUGUUCAUGUCUUUAGGAGUUGAGUUCCACAGUUAUACUGCCUUUUGCUUCCUAGUAACAAUCAUGGGUUUGGUCAUCCCCUGGAGCAUCACUUUGGCAUUGAUUGACCUAUACUCUGUUUUGAUCCAUUGCCCCAUUCGUCAGCCAGGGAUCCUUCUCUUCAUUGUUUUAGGAGAUUGGGCAUUGUCAUUCCUUACACUAGCAGCAGCAAGCUCAAUUGCUGGAAUAGUGGAUGUUUUGCACAGGGCAGAUCAAACAUUCUGUCCUGGUGGAUUAUGCAGUAGAUAUCAGAUAUCUGCUGGACUAGCCUUCUUGUCAUGGUUCCUCUCCAUGACCUCUUCUCUUUCAAAUCUUUGGUUGCUUCCUUCUCUCACAAGAUGAUCACUUUUCAACAAACAACAUUUUUCAACUAACCAUCUUCAUGGUUUUAGUAAUUUGUAUGUAACUAGGAUUAUAUUUAUAUAAUACUUGGAGGAGAUAUUUAUGGAGCAGUAGAAUAACAACCUAAAGUCUAGGCUUUUCCUCCUCUGGAUGGCGAAUCUUGAUUGACGCGAGGAACCGGUACGGAGAAAGAAGAGCAUGGCAAGAGAUAGGUGAUGCAUAAAUUUUCUAAUAGCGAAUUAUUUGACUCGAUCGAUGUAGGGAGAGCCUUCAAACUCAAGCACAAAAUCAAAGUUGAAUCAGCAAUCAUUGAUAGCCAAUAUGUCGCAGAAUUUCACACAUGAAAAGAGAAAAAUAUAUACUUAGAAGCAGGAAACAUGACACAUGAGCAUUACUAAUUGAUUCGUGUUUUUCAAAACGUUAGCUCAUUCAACCUAAUAGGUGGGUUCCAAAUUGGCCCAGUGACCCUGAGUCGUGGGUUCAUGGGUGUGUUGGGUAUGGAGGAAAAUGGUCUCUAAUUUUUCUAUGUUCGGUUGGUCAAAAUUUUUGAAAAAGAUCUUCUCUAGGAAAACAAGUUCCUUAAAAUUUAGAAAAAUGACUUUUCUAGUGCAAGUAGGGAAAAUAAGUUUCACAAGUGAAAUUCCACCUUGUUUUCCACACCCCCGGACACACCUCAUCUUCACCAGGACCCCUCUAGCCCCAUCCCCACCACCCCACACCCCUACCCCCAACCCCAUCUCCCUUAGUAUUUGUCUAGAUUAUAUACAAAUUUUUUUAGGAUAAUAAUUUUUGCUCUCGUACCGAACACAAGAAAAAAUCCACUUACUUUUCUAGAAAAUAUUUUCUAAGAAAUCAUUUUCCACGGAAUUUGUUUUCCUUCGUACCGAACUCAGCCAUAAGGUUCAAAAUGUAGUUCCAAUGUUCCAGCAAGUACAGUAUUUGGUAGCAGUUUAUGUAACAUUUUGCUUCAUGAUCUGAUUUAUUUGUAAAAAGACAAAGUUGGAAUACCAAGUCAACAGUGGGUUCCAUACAGGGAAAUCAGCUGAAUUAGAAUGGUCAAUCCCCACAGGUUAUAUGAAUCAUGUAUCCAUUAGCUCUAUAUUGUGGCCGAUUUCCUGGCAAACGAAGGGUAUAAGCAUGAUGAAGUAAUAAUCUGGGGAAUUGCGCUUAAGGGUAUAUAGUUUCUUCUCCUGACAGACUUAAGUGGUUGCUUUUGAAAGAAUGUAAUCUUAUUUAGCUUUUUCCAGUGUACCCAAAAAAAAUUAGCUCCAUUUUGGCUCAUUUUAUACAGGUGGACAUGCUGCUUCAAUGAAUUAGUAGGAGCUGAAUUAGACAAUUUGGCCCACUCUCCUUUAAAGAUGUUUUAUCAAAAUUUGGGCUAUUAGAGCAAGGCUUCCUAGAAGGAAGGCCAGGCCCAAUAUAUUGGGUAACUUCCCAACUUUCAUGAAGACU
This is a messenger RNA of Lycium ferocissimum, 2764 nucleotides long. RefSeq names its product CASP-like protein 5C3. Lineage: Eukaryota; Viridiplantae; Streptophyta; Magnoliopsida; Solanales; Solanaceae. The record is from RefSeq and is a predicted model, not a curated record. The coding region runs from base 839 to 1312 and encodes 157 amino acids. The transcript has 3 exons. Gene Ontology annotation, cellular component: membrane.